AAUAACUUAAAUGGGGUGCUGUUGUGGUGCAGAUAAGAAGAACACUAAGAAGCCGAUGCCAAGGAGGGAGCCAGCUCCUCCCCCAGUCAAUAUUAGACAUGAAGAAUCCAUUAAAAAGGAUGUAAGGAAGGACGAUAAAGGUGCUGAUUCGCCUAAGAAAGAAGACCCACAGAAGUUCAAGAAAGAAAAGAAGCCUAAAAAGAAGAAUACUGAUGUUGAUAAGCUUAUGAAGGCAGCAAAGGAACAUGAAACUCAUGGGCUUACUAAGGAUAAGAAAUCGGCAGCGCUCUUCCUUGAUUGUGAUGAAAACUACAGAGGUGUCUCUGAUUUUCUCAAAACAUCAUCUAACUUCAAAAUUGAUGCUCUCGAUAGGGUUUCCAUAAAUUGAGUGAACAAAUUGGAUAACAGAGAUAAGAAAUGAGCUUCUUCAUUAUUUAAUGGGAAGAACUUGAAGAGCAUAAAUACCAUCUACCUCAAUGGGCACACUGAAUCUGGGUUAAAAGAUAUCAACGAAUACGCCUCAACCUUAUUUAAGACAGCCACAAAGCAGAUUUAUCUCGAUAGCUUUAACUUUGAUCAAGAUGAUUUGAUUCAAAUUUUCUCCACUUGUGUUAAAACACAAGAACUUUGCCUCAUAAAUUGUUCAAUAGAAAAACUUGACGAAGACUUCAAAUUAAACCCUAAACAAGUAUUCGCCAUGAAGUCCCUUGAUAUGUAUUGGACCCUAUCUAAAGAUAGAGACGACCUAAUAGACGAGGAGAAGGCUAAAAUAUUUUUUAAAGCAAUUGCAAAAUCCAAACUCAAAGCUUCCCUCAAACAAAUCCAUGCUUGCACCAAUGAUUUCAAGGCGAAGGAACUAGAAGCAGUGAUAAAAGCAGCAGGUUUGAAGGCUAGAGUUGUUUGAGAUACCAAACAGCCUAAACCAAAGCAUUAAGGGAGAGAAAGAGAAAGAUUAAGAUAA
Messenger RNA from Moneuplotes crassus, 961 nucleotides. The record is from the annotation of a GenBank genome assembly. Lineage: Eukaryota; Ciliophora; Spirotrichea; Euplotida; Euplotidae.